Messenger RNA from Esox lucius (northern pike), 3342 nucleotides. RefSeq names its product POU class 4 homeobox 2 (gene pou4f2). Gene Ontology annotation, biological process: regulation of transcription by RNA polymerase II. Gene Ontology annotation, molecular function: DNA-binding transcription factor activity, RNA polymerase II-specific; RNA polymerase II cis-regulatory region sequence-specific DNA binding. The record is from RefSeq and is a predicted model, not a curated record. Bases 653 to 1798 code for a protein of 381 amino acids. The transcript is spliced from 2 exons. NCBI's taxonomy places the organism in Eukaryota, Metazoa, Chordata, Actinopteri, Esociformes, Esocidae.
GCCUGCCCUUCGCCUCAGAGCAGAGGCAGUUCGAGUCCCCGCAGCAUUGAACGUAGUCGAGGUAUCGAGACUGUCACCGUUUUAUCUUAAUUAAAGUUUGUGAAACGGAAACUUUACAGAAAAAGGUAAACAAACGAGAUUAUAUUUUAACUCGUAAUUGUAUUUUAGAAAUCCGUACCAGGAGGACAGAAAACAACUUUUUUGUAGCCUACUGUUUUUUUUCGUUGCGUAAUUUUGGAGCUCUCCAAAACAUCCACGGUGACAAAAAUAAGACUCGAAGGAAAGAUUUGCGAGAAAAAUAACGAGAAAUAUUGAGAUUUAUUUUUGAGCUGUCGCGCCACAGCCCAUAGCGGAAGAGGUAACUGGGGGCGCAGGCGACGUUCGAUUGCAUGGCUUGUUUGCGCGUGCGACAUCUCUCCAGCAAAACGACUGCGCGCGGCCAUACCUCCGCACACAAGGCUAGGUAAUAAUAGAUGCGCUAACUAGAGAAUUGGACGAUCAUCUUCCCCUUUUUGUAGCAGCUGCAGUUACAGUAUAUAAGACAGUGACUUGAGAUUCCCGACGAAGCAACAUUGGGUUCUUCAACUCCAACCGAAGAGGCGGAGUCUUAACUUAUUAAAAGGAACUUGCCGAGACUUGGACGCCUGCAAAUAUGAUGAUGAUGUCUCUGAACAGCAAGCAGGCAUUCGCCAUGGCCCACAGCAGCUUGCCCGAGCCAAAGUAUUCCUUGCAUUCCUCCUCGUCCUCCACCUUGACUUCGAAUGCGCCCUCUUCGUGCUCCUCUUCCCGACACAGUAGCACCAUCAUCAGCAGCAGCGGCGGAGGAGGCUCGGAGGCGAUGCGCCGAGGAUGUCUUCCGACCCCACCGAGCAAUAUAUUCGGAGGCUUGGAUGAGAGUUUGUUGGCCCGCGCUGAAGCUCUAGCGGCGGUGGAUAUAGUCUCGCAGACCAAGAGCCACCACCACCCUCCACAUCACAGUCCCUUCAAGCCGGACGCGACCUACCACACCAUGAAUACUCUCCCCUGCACCUCCUCGUCGUCUUCCUCUUCGGUGCCCAUUUCUCACCCGUCCGCCCUGUCCGGACACGGCCACCACCACCACCACCACCAUCACCACCACCACCAGCCCCACCAGGCGCUGGAGGGCGACCUGCUGGACCACAUCACCCCAGGACUGGCUCUAGGCUCCAUGGCAGGGCCGGACGGCUCCGCAACUGCGCACCCUGCCCACAUGGCAGGCAUGAACCACAUGCACCAGGCAGCCCUCAACAUGGCUCAUGCCCACGGGCUACCCUCUCACAUGGGCUGCAUGAGCGACGUGGACGCCGAUCCCAGGGACUUGGAAGCCUUUGCUGAGAGGUUUAAGCAGAGACGGAUCAAACUCGGCGUGACCCAGGCGGAUGUAGGGGGAGCCUUGGCCAACCUGAAGAUUCCCGGCGUGGGCUCUCUCAGUCAGAGCACCAUCUGCCGAUUCGAGUCCCUCACCCUCUCCCACAACAACAUGAUCGCUUUGAAGCCGAUUCUGCAGGCGUGGCUGGAAGAAGCCGAGAAAUCACACAGAGAGAAACUCAACAAGCCAGAGUUAUAUAACGGCGCAGAGAAGAAGAGGAAGCGCACGUCGAUAGCCGCACCGGAAAAGAGAUCACUGGAAGCUUACUUCGCCAUUCAACCGCGUCCCUCCUCAGAGAAAAUCGCUGCUAUCGCAGAGAAACUGGACCUCAAAAAGAACGUGGUGCGCGUCUGGUUUUGCAACCAAAGGCAGAAACAGAAACGAAUGAAGUAUUCUGCUUGCGUCUGACUCUGAAUACUCGCUCUAAAAAAAAAAAAUCAUCAAAACAAUGUUGAGAGACUGAACACUGUUUAGAGACGAUCUGUAAAAUAUUUCUUAUCACACACUUUUUUCAAUCAUCAAUGACUUGUGCUUUGAACAACCCGAAUAAUUCAUAGGCUAUAGGCCUAGAUUCAAAAUGACUGAAAGCUCAAACCACAGCUGUCACCUCUUAUUCGCAGGAGAAGGGACGUGGAGUCUUGUACAGGAGUGAUUGAACAGAGCAAGUAAGACCAUGGUUUUUCUGCACUUACAAUGCUUCACCUUUUUAUGCCAAUGAAGUAUUAUAGACAUUAAUCACACAUAUGUUUUUGGUUUAUGGUGUUGAUUAAUUUAGUCUAGCCUACAAUAGUGGACGUACUGAAAAUAACGGUUGCCAUGGGAAGGUAGGCGGCCAAUACUGUAUUUUGAACUUGGGAGCACUUGGUCGGUGCCCACUGGGCUAGUAUUGGUGUGUUUAUAUUUUAGUCGGUAGGCUACAUUUUGAUUCUGAGUUUAUUAAAAUGACGAUGCAGUCUGGAAUUGAUUCAGGGUUCACACAGGGAAAAAUAGGGCAGCCCAGUAGUCACUUGCUUGGCCUUGGAAGCUAUUAUUAGAGUACUGCCAAACAACCCCGAUGUGUAAAUUAUUAAUUUAGCUGUCACAUACCCUUCAUUUUGUGUCCCAUGUAAUUAAUUCCACCUAUUUAAUUUUAGAGUGAGAUAAAAAACUGAACAAAUAAGGAGGAUAUACAGGACAUUCCCGGAGUAUAGGCCCUACGAGCAAAACGAAAUAUAAAAUAUAGCUGGUUUAGGGUUGUUUUUGUAUGGCAUAAACAUCUCUCUGAUUGUAGAUAUAGAAAUAGUGGAUCAAAUGUAUGCAUUUGAUUGAGGUUUACAAAUGCCAAAUAGGACUUUACUACCGGUUGCAAUAUCUACGUUUGUUUUUGCAGUCCAACGUGGUUCUGUUUCUUAUGAACUAUUUAUUAAGUGAGGUCAUGUUUACAUCAUUAUAUAUUUAUUGGGAUUCCCCCCGCCCCCCUCGUCCCCCGUUUUGCUUGAGAAAAUCAAAUUCUGACAGCAAGUAAAAUGUGUUGUUUUCAUAUAGGGAAAUUCCAGAGAAAUCUAAAGCUAUUGUCAGGAAUUUAAUUUCGUUUCUGCUAAACGUUUGAGAUGGAACAAUCGAGAGAUAUAUGAGAUAGUAUUCUCAUUUUAAAUUAUUUUUAUGUAUGAUUUGUCUGGUUAUUUGUAUAAAUAUACGCGCAUCAUUAUGGAGUUGUUGCUUGUUAAAUUCACCUUGUUUAGUAGGCUGAUGUUUUCUAAUCGAGAAAUGAACCGUUUCUUGGAAGUAUAUGUGUAAAUGUAAAUAUUUCAUUAAAUCCAGUCGAUGCACAUAAAUAUAUCCGUACAGGUUUUGCUGUAUUGCUGUUUUAGCUGAGGUGACUUAUUUCUGUAAUGUUUGUUGCUUUUUAGGUUCCUGGUCGAAUUUAUUUUUAUUUAUUUUUUACAUAAUUGUAUCUUAAGUUAUUUAAUUAU